This is a messenger RNA of Calliphora vicina (urban bluebottle blowfly), 882 nucleotides long. RefSeq names its product fibrous sheath CABYR-binding protein. The transcript has a single exon. NCBI's taxonomy places the organism in Eukaryota, Metazoa, Arthropoda, Insecta, Diptera, Calliphoridae. The coding region runs from base 184 to 882 and encodes 232 amino acids. The record is from RefSeq and is a predicted model, not a curated record.
UUCGUUAAAAAUACACGGCUAAGCUGAACUGUCAUUGUCAGAUUCAGUGUCAGUGUCAGUAUGAGGAAGAACUUCCUAGUUUUCGUAUAUAAGAACAGAAUUUUCAAUAAAUCAUCAGUACAAUCAUUCAUAACUUCAAUCAACGAACAUUGUUUUCUACUAAAGAAUUCAACAAUUUGAAAAAUGUUUAAAUUCACCGCAAUUGUAGUUUUGGCUUUCGCCAUUUGUGUAGCAGCCGAUCCUAUUCGUCAGAAACCCCUAAGAAGACGAGUAUCGGCUCGUCAACAAGUGCUGCCAACACCAGCACCUACUGGAUAUCCGACAGCUGGCGUUACACCCGAAAUACCAUUCGAAUUACCCACCGAAACUGAAAAACCAGAAAUCGUAACACAACAACCGGAUGAAGUUUAUGGUCCACCAGAAGUUGAUGCCCAACAGCCUGAUGAAGUUUACGGCCCACCCGAAUCCGAAACCCAACAACCUGAUGAAGUUUAUGGUCCUCCAGAAGCUGAAGCACAACAACCUGAUGAAGUUUACGGUCCCCCAGAAUCCCAAACUGUACAACCUGAUGAUGUUUAUGGCCCACCCGAAACUGAUGCCGUUCCCGAGAUAAUUGAAGAAGUAGCCGAAGAAACUGAAGAUGAAACCGAAGAAUUGGCUGAAGAUUUAGAGGAAGUUGAUGAAGAAAUCAUCGUUGAUGAAAAUGGUGCUGUGAUUUCCGUCUCUAAUACAUUUGAAAAGCCAGCCCGCUUGGUCUAUCAACGUUUCCCACAAAGGCGUCAACCUCCAACUGCGGUACCCGCUCGUUUGACCAAAGUCAAAGUUAUCAAGCCAGCAAAUUUCGUAUAUACAGCUAGAUUUCAAACCUUUCCAAAGAACUAA